Molecule: messenger RNA, 714 nt
Organism: Linum tenue
Lineage: Eukaryota; Viridiplantae; Streptophyta; Magnoliopsida; Malpighiales; Linaceae
Source: the annotation of a GenBank genome assembly
GUUUCCGGCGACCGGGGCGGCCCUUUCCUCUUUUUUUCUUUCUGUUGAUCUUUUCCCCUGCUUCCUUUUUUGUCCCAUUUCCCUCUCUGUCGUUGGUUGUUGUUUUCCUUCCUGAUGCUCUUGGUCAUUUUCUUUCCUUGCAUUGUGGUUUUUUCCUCUCUUUCGUCGCCUCUUCCACCCUAGCGGAUGUUUUUCCAGUCUCCUUGUGAGACGCUUUUGUUCCCCACCUGACUGGUUUCCAGAUCUGUGUGGAUGCUCCCUUGGUAGGUGGUUAAGGGGGCCGAUUUGUCGGUUCGUCUGCUCCUUCCUGGUCUACCAUCUACCUCCACAUUAUUCAUCCAUAAAUGAGGAUGAAUAUAGGAGAUGUAUGGACCAUUUGUUGUCUUGGAUGUCAUUUCAGGAAGCUUGUGGGCAGGGAAAUCUUAUUCGGAGUUGGUGCUCGGUCGAUUUGCUCUGAUCGGAGGUGGAGCUCGGAGCCGGUUCUGGGUACGGUUCUCCCCGGUGAUUUUGUUGCUUUCUGCUUCUUGCGGGCGCAUCGUCCUUCAAUUGGAGCCGCUGGUGGUUAGAGAUGUGUCUCUGCUUCUUCCGUUGUCUCCCCGGCGAAGGACCUGUGUGGGCAGAGUGGUUAAAGGCGGCGCUGGAUCGGAGAUGGAGAAUGCAGUUGGCGGCCAACUUCUUGUAGAUUGGGCCGCUGGGUUAGGGUUACCUAGGGUG